AUGGCGCGCUGCGGCUGCGGCGCGGCGCCGAAGGGCCCCGGCGCGGCGGCGGCGGAGCGGCAGCGGCUGAAGGAGGCGCUGGCCGAGCAGCUCCGGCAGGACCUCGACAGGCUGCUGGCGGAGGGGACCCACUCGGACGUGACCUUCCAAGUAGGCGACGAGGAGGUGCGGCUGCACCGGGCGGUGCUGCUGGCGCGGGCGCCGCUGGUGUGCGAAGGUCUGGCGGGGGGGCAGCUGCAGCUGGACAGCAUGGAACCCGCCGAGGUCCGGGAAUUCCUGCGGAUUCUAUAUUCAUCUGAUAUAAAUCUUAAAGAAAUUGAAGAGCUGUUUAUGAGGAAAAUACAAGAAAGCAACACUACUACUCUUCAGAAUGCUCAAAACAAUGUUAAUUGUCUUGGACAAAGCAAAAGAGCACCAGUUGAUCAGAAUAGUCCAAGUGGAGCCGUGCAGAAAGAACUUGUUUGUCUGUCUGGUAUUGAGGAAGAAAUUCCAGAAGCAGUCACUGAUGCAGAAAGCAACAAAGCAACUGCAGGUAAUUCUGAAGUAGAAACUGCAUCUAUGUUAGGAGAAGACUUAUUGAUGCUCUACAAGAAGUGCUGUUGUCCAGAUAUUAAUAUUUGCGUAGAAGGCAAAGAUUUUCAAGCUCACAGGGCCAUUUUAUGUGCCAGAUCUAGUUACUUUGCUGCUAUGCUGAGUGGAAGUUGGGCUGAGAGCUCUCAAGAGCACAUCACUCUUCAAGGCAUAAGCCAUGCAGAAAUGAAUGUCAUCUUGCAUUUUAUAUAUGGAGCUAUUUUGGACUUCCCAGAAGAAGUUGAUGUUGGUCGCAUGUUGGGCAUUGCAGACAUGUAUGGGCUGGAUGGACUAAAAGAAGUGGCUAUCUACAUUUUGAAAAGAGAUUACUGCAAUUUUUUCCAAAAGCCUGUUCCCGGCAAACAGCAACCUGUGCUAGAAUGCCUGGCUAUUGCUCAUUCAUUGGGAGUGGAAAAUCUAUAUGCUGCUUGCAUGAAAUGGGUAGGAAAACAUUUUGCAAGAUGUUUUUCAGAGAAAAGCUUUGCCAAUUUACCUACUGAACUUCAGAACAAUUGUCUUGUUAUGUUGAUUAACUCUUUGAACCACAAGAAUGCUGCUUUCCGUUUGAUGGAGAGUGACCGGCUGAUCAAUAGCCUUCCCCGAGUGAAAUGGACAGAGGCAGCUGUGGCCUUGGCAUCACGGCUACAUGAGGAAUGUGUAACCUUUAUUGUUGCAAACUUCCUACAUCUAGUACAAAGUGAAGGCUUCUCUGUUUUGUUGCAGGCACAGGCAAUGAGCAGCAAACCUGACCUUCUAGAACUAAUUUUCAAUGCAAUUGAAAAAAGCAUUAAUAAUGAAAAUAGCUGCUUUCUUCUUGUAGCAGUGGAUAUGUUGUUGGAGUCUGCAAAUGUGAAGGAGAUGGGUUUUACGUGCAAGAUCCAGGCGCUGCGUGAUAAGCUCUGGGUCUUCCUGGUUCAGUCUUUUUAUGCUGUUCGUCACACAGAAGGCUGGAAGCUGAUGAGGCCAGACCAUCAACAGAAAAUACAAGCAGCUGCAUUUGACAAGGGUGAUGACCGAAGACUUGGCAAAAAACCUGUGUUCACCAGUUCUCAGCUAAAUAAAAUCACUACCGUAUCUGUUGGUAUAAGGAAUACUUCCUGGGCAGAACACAGCAAGAAAGAUUGCUGGGGAGAUUCUUCCACUAAUCAGGAUAAAAUGAAAUCUGAUGGAUUAGGAGCAUCUGGACAUGCAUCCACCAAUAGAAACACUGUUAAUAAGACUUCAAAGCAUGAGGAUGUAAAGGGGAAAGAUGGCAAAAAAUUAGUUUCCAAGAUUACGAAGGAUUCCAAACCUGGGGAAAAAGCUGCUUUGCCAAAGGCUAGAGCUGUUAUAAAGACAAAAAUAGAAAAUAAUGGAAAUGUGAAGGCUGAAAGCAUGCUUACCAAGCAAGAUAUAGAAAAGACAUCAUCUGGAAGUGGGCAAAAAAAUUCAGGAAGCAGCAAAGGACUAAAGAAUCAUGAAGGAAAAAUUGCAGGUGCCAGACCUAAAGUACUGACAGUAACGUCAAGCAUGCAGAACAAAACAAAGCCAUUGAAAAAAACCACAGGGAAGGAAUCUCCCUCCUUGGUAACUGUGGCAGCAACUUCCAGCAAGUCAGCAAAUUCAAUCCUGGAUAUCCAGACUGCAGGUGAACAGACAGAGGAACCUAAAGAGGAUAAAUCGGUAGAGGAAAGGAAAAAACAGACUGUAGUAAAAACAAAGGCAUCUGUGAAGGUAUCCAAUGGAGUCAUCACCAAAAAAAAAAAGACUGAGCUUGAAGCUAAUGUCCCAACAAGCAGUCCAACUAAAAAAACAACAGGAAAAGGGUGUAAUGAGCAAAAUGGACAAGCUGUUCUAAAGAAAAAAGGGAACGUGAGUACAAAUUCUGCAGCACAGCAAAAGACUCAAAACACACCUACCAAUUCUCCCAAGAACCAAGGACCUCAGGGGGAAUCACCAAAUUCACUGAAAUCAGGAACAUCUCCAAAACAUAAUGAAGAAAAAAAUGUGUUACAGCACCUGGUUCAGACAACUCUCCCAGAAAAACAUCCUUCAGCUAAGAAGAAGAGUAUUAAACAAUCACAAACACCUGUAACAAAAGCCACUUCAAAGAUAACAUCUAAGACUCUGGCUCCAUCAAAAAAUGCUGAGAUUACAAAUAGUAAAGACCCAAAACAGAAAACAGCUGCAUUAAAAUCUCAAUCCUCCACCCAAAAGCAUUCAAGGAGUGAUUCUCCUGUUGUCCAGAAGAAUGUGCACACCUCUGAGCACAGAGGUUCAGGACAGAAACUUGAGAAAAACACGGCUGAUGCUGUGGCAGUUCAGCUUCAUGACAAUAAUGAAUGCUAUUCUGCAAAUAAAUCUUUAAAACCUGCCACAGAAAAUGGCAGUGACAGUAAAUUGCUGGAGUCUUGUCAAUCCAAUAAACAAAAAUUACCAGAUUCUUCUGAAACUGUGCAAUACGAAAUACAAUCCAAAUAUUCUCAAAUUGCAGAAGAAACUAUUUAUAAACUGAAUGUUUCGCUACAAAAUGACAUGGAAACAAGACAAAUCUGUGGAGAUCAGACUGGAAUUAGAAAGACUGAAGAUCCAGGGAAAAAUGAUAAUACAGCUGAAUUUCACUGUCAUGCACAGUCUUCCAAUGAUGGAUAUUCAGACUUUUCCAAGGAAACCAAUCAAAAGGCUAUUGUUUUAGGAGAACUGGUGAAAAAUUCAAAAGCAACAAAUGUCUGUAAUGAACAGAGUGAUAAAAUAAACUCUGAAACAGGUCUUAACUAUGGUGAAAACACUUUGUCAAGCUUUUCCCAAGUAACCAAUAAAGAAGAUGAGACAUCAUCUCCUCAGAUCCAUGUGGAAGGAUUUCUUACAGUUGAUGAACUGUGUGAUACAUCAGCCUUGACUGAAUAUAAAUCAGUUGCAACAGAUUUAGAUGAUGCUUCAGAAUGUUCCACAGAACAAAUAACAGAAAAAUAUUCACCUAAUUACACAGAGCUUAUAGAACCUAUGGAAAUGCCAGAAAACCAUGAAAAUGCAGAGAUUCCCUUUGUGGACCACUGGACUACAAGUGCCGUAGAUCCAAAAGAGAGCCCUGAAUCAGAUACUGGCAGUGCAACCACAUCCUCUGACGAUAUAAAACCAAGAUCAGAAGAUUAUGAUGCUGGAGGCUCUCAGGACGAUGAGGGAUCCAAUGAAAGAGGCAUUUCUAAAUGCAGUACUAUGUUAUGUCAUGAUUUUCUUGGAAGAAGCAGCAGUGAUACAAGUACACCUGAGGAAUUAAAAAUUUAUGACAGCAGCCUAAGAAUAGAGGUGAAAAUGAAAAAAGAGGGUUCUGAUCUCUUCCGUGUUAAUUCAACAAGUGACGAUGAAAUACCAAGAAAAAGACCUGAAAUUUGGUCCCAUCAAGAGAGUUCACGGACCACUACUAGAGAAUGCAAAAGUUCUACUUUUGGUAAUGCACAGUUUACUCAGGAAGCAGACCAAGUUUCUUCUUCUGCUGAUGAAACAGAAGAUGACAGAUCUGAAGCAGAGAAUGUUGCAGAAAAAUUUCCCCCAUCAAAUGUUCCUACUCAACAGUUCCAAGGAAUUGAUAAUUUAGCUUUUGAGGAUGCAACAGAAAAUGAUACUGCAAGCCAGGAGUUUUCUAAAACUAAAAAUUUCAAACGAUCUGUUUUACUUUCAGUAGAUGAAUGUGAAGAAUUGGGAGCUGAUGAUAAAGUAGAAACUCACAGUUCACGUCAGCACUCAAUAGAUUCUCUUACUCCUUCAGAAGUAUUUGACAGCGUUUCUCAAGAGCCCCAUGGAAAGACAUUUUAUUCAAAAUACUCAUUGGAAACUGAAGAUGGAUUCCUGGAUGGCAAACAGCGCAAGGAUAGAGACAAUAGGUUGGAUAAAAGUGGAAGUUCUCUCCUGCAUCUUCACGGUACUGAAAUCCCAGGAAAAGAGAAUCAAGGUGCUUCAAUGACUGAACAAAGUUGCCCAGAGAAAGUAUAUUCAGCAGGUAGUCCACAUCCAGGAGAAAACCAGCAAGUAAAUAUGAAAAAUGAGGUGGCUAGUGAAUUUCACCAGUGCAAUAAGUACAUAGACAAUGAUGCAAAAUCUCAAGAAAGACCAUGUCAUCUGGAUCUUCAGCAGAGAGAAACUAAUUCUGAUGCGCAAAAGAGCAGCUCUGCAAAACCUGUAGAAGCCAGUAAGAAUCAGAUGCUGACUCAGGAAAGUCAAGUGAGAGACAGUCAACCAGCAACUACUGAAUGCGCUAAUACUGAUUUACUUCCAGGAGACAUAGAUGAUUAUGACACAAUGGCACAAACCUGCAUGUAUGAACAUCGGCCUUCAAAAACCCUUUCUCCAAUAUAUGAGAUGGAUGUUGGAGAAGCAAUUGAGCAGAGGAUGGAUUCAGAAACAGCAGUUCUAGAGAUGGAUUUUGAAGAUCAACAGUUUGCAGAACAGGACUGGACUCUACUCAGGCAGUUGUUAUCUGAGCAGGACUCAAAUAUAGAUUUCAAAAACUCUGUUCCUGAAGACCUUAACUUAGCACAAUGUCUUAUCAAUCAGACACUGUUUCUGGCACGAGAUGGUUCGAAUCCUCAGGGUACCUCACAAGUUGACACAUUCAGUAGGUGGACUGAACUCAUGUCUCCACUUGACGAUUCCUCAGCAAGCAUUACAGUGGCAAGCUUUUCCUCUGAAGACUGUUCGUCCCCUCAAGGGGAAUGGACAAUUCUUGAACUGGAAACCCAUCAUUAAAGUGUCAGCUGUUUGCAACUGAACUCCAACCUGUUCCCCAAAUCUAUUUUUGAUGAGUUGUUUCCAUACCAUAAUGAAAUACUGCAUCAGUCAAGAACAAGCAAUUCUUGAUACUGAGGCAAUCUUUCUGAUAAAAUGAGGUAAAUAUGUUAACUUAUCAUCUAGAUUUAAUCACAAGUACAGUAAUUUUUCAAGACUUAAAUGGAUGUCUUUUCUAAAAAUGAACUUUGAGCAUGUAUUUUCUAGAAUUGUUAGAAAAACUAGAUGACAUGAAAGAAAGGUCUGGGUUUCCACCCUCUCUUUUAUCUUCUUUUUUGACAUUUAAUGUUCUCAUUGAUCAAAAAUUUAAAGAUGAAUGCACUAUUAGUAGAGCUAUUCCUCUCCUUUCCCGCCCCCCUCCCCAAUGUGGUGACUUCAUUUUACAACAAUAAAGAUUCAGAAUGGUUGUGUCAAAAGAUGAUGUGUGCCAACACUACUUUAAAUGACAGCAAAACACACUUAUAUUCAAAGAUGUUUCAAUCUGAAUCUGCCUUGGGCCUUAUUAAUAUGAGCAGCUUGUUUUAUCUGUUCCUUCCAGAUUUGAUUUUUGUAUUUUGGUUUGUUUUGUUUUAGAUGUUUCCAAUAAAUUUUUUUAAUUACCUUUUCUUCAAAUAUAAAACUUCAGACAGUUUGUGCUGUGUGAAGACCACUGUUUCUUUCAUGAAGUAUUUACUUCUUCAGGAAGUAAAUACACACAUUUAAGUAAAUAUUUUAAAUGGCAUAGUGCGUGAAUUCAAAGUUAGUAGAAUGUUGUUCCUGCUCUAAGAAACAGCAGGUCUGAUGUCUCUAAAAGUACAUCUAAAUCUGAAGUUGUGGUCAGUGUUACAUCUCAAGUCUGAUGUUAACUAGAAUUACCUUCAGGCAUAAUUAAUUACACUUGCACGUUCUCAUGCUGAGGUGUAUAGCAAGAUUCUCAGGAAUUUGGUUUUGUGUGUUUUCACAGAUGCCACAUUUUUGGGAGUGGUAAUAGGAUUCUUGCAUCUUCAUUAUUAUCUCUAGUGCAGCUUUUAUAAAUUGAGACUAAAUGUCACCAUAACCUUUGACUCAGACUGAAACAGGAUAUACAGAUCCUUUUUCUGCUCUUGUCUCUUUGGGUGUGGAUAGGACUGAUUAUUUUCUUUUGUGACUGACAGGGGAGGAAGGAGUGAGAAACUUUUUGUAAUUCUUACCAAGUCAGAACUCCUGAAACGUACAGGGGUUUUUUCCCUGCACAGGUUGGACUCUCUUAAGAUAACAGUAGAGGUUGUCCUUCACACAUCUUAAAAUCUAAAAAGGAAGUAUUCUACCUCCUCUUAGUCAUUAACAGAAGUGCCUUCAGAAGUGGGUGCCAUAUAGGAGUAAAAGGCUACUAACAUUCUAUUUUGGUUGAAACUACACAAGUACACAACUUAAGCUGACUGUAACCACUGAUAACAUGGUCAGUUUUGCAAGCUUUUGCACAAUUCCAGCAGUGCAUCUUAACUUUCUUGACAAACUUAAUUUCUUUUUGUUCAUAGUCAGAAACUCAGUUCUGUGGAAAUACAAACUUGCCCUAGUGUAUGAUUAAAGAAGUUAUGACUUCGGGUUUGACAGAAAAAAGAUCUUUGAGGCAAAAUAAUUUAUCUAGUUGAAUUUCUGUUACAAAAGUAAUGUAAAUAAAAAAAUGAAUGGAGGAAUAAUUUUAUUUUGUUUUUUUAUAUCAAGGUAAAGGGAAAAAAGGAAAAGCUUCCUUUCUCUUUAUGUCAGUGGAGGACUCUAAAUUCAUGGAAGGAAGAUUUUCAGUCUCAUCAUAAAAAUCUUUAAUCUGCUCUUUUAGCAGCAGCAUAAAUAAACUGAGAUAUUGUAAUUCACAAUAUUAUAAAUGUAGUCCUUUGUAUUUAACCCAGUCUUCAUAUUGCACCUUUAGAAGUGCAAAACAUCAAGAAAACCUAUUUUCACCUUCAGCAUUUACAAGGUACAUCAAUAGGUGCUAAUGUAUUGGAUAAAAUAAAGAACUAUAGUACUGGUCCUAGUAAAAGAUGAAGCUCAAGAGAAGCUCUUACAAAAGGCUAAGGAAUAUUGUUUUUCAAUGUCUGUGUAAAGCACUACAGUAAAAGUUGCUUAUCAAAAAGUUUAAUCAACUUUAAAAUCCUGAUGAUAUUCUGAUAGUGGGCAUUCACAUGUUAAACAUGAUGAAGUGAUGGAAAGGAGAAGUGACAGAAAGUGAAAGAAGGGAUCCUUUUGUCUAUUUUUCACUUUGCCCGUAUUUUUAACUUCUAACUGAAUAGAUAAAGUGACACUGAAAACUGACACAAAAUUUCAGGUUUAUUGUAUGAAAUGCAAUCACAUAUAGGGUUUUAUAAUUGUGGUUUUUGUCUUUGCAUUUACUUUUUCAGUUGUAUGAAAAUUAAAUUAGCUUCUCUCUUCAAGUCCCCAGUGAUGUUGUUGCAAUUCCUUUAACAGUUUUGCAGCAGACCGCUGAUUAGGAUAUGGUAUUGUUCAGUUGGUACAUAGGCAGCCAUAGAAUUCAGCUUCCCACAGCCAAAUAGUGUCUGUAGAAGUAGCGGGAAUAGAAAGUGGUAUUGUUUUUAAUUCGCGUUACUAGAGCGCCUGUGAGGCUUAAUCAGACCAGCAUCCCACUGGCUAGACAUUGUACAAACAAAGAGCAAAAACAAAGACUUCCCACAGAGUGGUUAGAAUCCAAGAUAAGACAAAAGACAAAAAAAAAAAAAUGCACAUGAAUGGAAAAGUAAAAUAAGAGUGUCAAUAUUUGUCUAGCUGAUUAGCAAUGGUUUCAACACAUGAUCAGUUUAAAUAGUCAUUUUUUUUCUCCUACUGUAUGCAUGACGAGAAGGGGAUACUUUAGGGUGAGAUCUGAAGGCUGGAUAACGAGGGAGCUGGAAGAAUGUAUAUUCCUGACCAGCCUUGUGUGCUGCCAAAACUGUUUGACCCUGACCUCAUUCAGAAGAAUGUUCAAGCUUAAAGCCAGGUGUAGGUAGCUAUUUGUUUAAUAGUAUCAGUCACCUGAGUUCUUUGGAGUCCUUCUCAUACCUCCUGGCAGUGAUUUUUAUCACUGUAUUCACCCUUUCUCCAAAAUAUGAUAGAAUGUAUAAAGGUUUGUUUGAAAACUUCAUAGAGAAAUAAUCAAAGCCGGUGCCAUGGACUCCAAGUGAAUAGUGAUUAUGAGGUCCUGAAGGACCUCUAAAGCAAAGACAAGGUAGAUACAUCUGAUGGAACAGUGAAAGGGCAUCAGUGAGAAAACUAAAAAGAUAGCAUAGUCAGAAUGCUACCCUUGCAGUAGUAUUUGGAAUAAGAGCAGUGAAAUUGCUUUGUCAAAGCCUGAGAACACCAGUUCUCAGGUGAAAGCGACAGCUUACCUGAAGUUGUUCUUUGAAUGGGCAAAGACAUCUGUAUCCUACAGAGAGUAAGACCACAUUUAGUGGUGACUAUCAGUGAAAAUUUAAAGGAGAGGGCUUGGAAAUCAGUCUCAGAUAAUGUCCCUGAUUUGGCCUAUCUUGAAUGACAUGUUAUGAAAGUGAAAAAUAGGAAAGAUGUCCUACAUGUAUGAAUGUAUUAAAUUUUUAAAAAGACUGGACCUCCAAAAGUGGUAUCUGCAGACAUAUUUACUUUUUUAUUCUCUUGGAAAGUUAGAGUCUAGUCUGGACUGGAGAAGCAGCUUUGCAGGGUUUUACAUACAGAUAAUAGCUAAAAUUGUAUUUAUGGAGUAAGUCAGCAACAGACAUAAUUGCAGACAGAAAAGGGAAGGCCAGACACUUGGAACCAUAUAAGAAAGUGAGGAAGGGAGAAGUUCUUCCAAAUAAUCUAUUAAAAAAAAAAUUAGAUAAGCAAAGGAAAUAAAAAGAUGGAAGCAGGAGUCAAAUGAGGAUGAGAGGAUUUAAGGAAAACUGCACCAGUAGCUUCACUGAACAUAGCCUGCAGGGCAGAUGAGUGUAAAGUAUCUGUUUUGAGGUUGAUAGGAAUGUGUUCCGAGGGCCAUGUUCAAAAUGAGAGAUUGGCCCACAUAGUCAAAGGCAAUAGCAAACAGCAGUUUGGUAGAGCCUGACAGAACUGCAGGAAGGAAACAGAGCCUAGCCUAAGAGAGAAAUAACAGUUAGAAAAGCAGAUCAGUAAAUAAUAUCUUUUGGUUUGCUUUUUCAAUGCAUGAGAUUAUACUAUGUUUAUAUAGUGCAGCAAAAGAAAUGCAGAGGCUGAGACAUACAGUGAAGAUCAGAAGAGAUAAGUAAGCAUGAAAUGAGAUCAGCGGGCAGUCUGGACUGCUACAACUGAUCAGAUAAGUGCAUAAAAAACCCAGACAUCUGCUUUUGUGGUAUAGAGGUAAUGGAAAGGACACUUCAAAAAAUCGUAAGUUUUUCCCUUAGAAAAGCUGCUUCUAGAAUCAAAGAAUCAAAGAAAAAUUGCAGAAAAAUCAGCAAUACAGGAAAAUGCAGGCUUGAACUGACUUCUAAAGGUCUGUAGUCCAACCUCCUACUAAAAGCAGGGGUAACUUCAAAGUUAGAUCAGGUUCUUAGGGCCUCUUCAACAUCCACAGCAUAUAAAAUGAAAAAAAAGUCAGCAGGCAGAAACACAGUGCUUAUGGGAAACAGAUAUUUGAGAUUAAACUAAUCUCAUUAUAAUAAAAUUACUUUGGGUAUCAUUGGAAAAUACUAAUAAUUGAGUACAAGAAAUAUGGCUAGCUUGCAAUGUUUUUAAAUUCUGGAUGAUAUGUGAAUGAACUGUACAUGUUUAAUAAUCUUAUUCCAUAAUUAUUUCAAAUUUAUACUCCAUUUUUGAGAUGGCAAAUUCCAUUAUUGUUUUGGAAGAACUAGGGCAAGAGAAUUUCCCGUGUUUCUCACAAAGACUGUCCCUGGGAUGUGUUCCCCUAACUUUGUCUAUCAGCUUGUUUCAGGGAAUAUGUUAAAAAAAAAAUCACACACCUGUUCUACAGGUACAUACUGUAGGAGACUAUUUUAUAUGUAUUUCAAUAUUUCAAUAUAUAUUAUUGCCGUCUGGAAAAUAAUAAGUAGCAUGCUCCUUCUACUUUGCUCCAGAAAACCUAAACCUUUGCAUGAAGGAAUUAAGAACUGCUCUUAUGUUGUUCAUCUGUUGCUCAGAACCAAGACAUCUAGGAGUUCAUUAUUUUGCUUUCACUAAUGUCAAAAAAACCUCUUGUUGACCUCAGCUGAAUCAGGUUCAGGACUUAUCUAUAUUAAUGCAUGUACUAGAAAUGCUAUUUUUCCAAUAUAUCUAUUUCGUAGUUUCCUAGUUUGACUCUACUAAUAACAUUGUACAAUUGUAGGUAUGACAAAUUACAGCUAGAAAGACUUCAAUUUAGGAGUCAUAACUGUAUGCAUUCUGUUAAUAUUUCAUGACUGGGGUGAUUUAACAUUUGUACAUUGAUGGAUGACGUUCUUGCCAGGACUAUACAGGAACUGAGGACAAAAGAUAAAAUGAGAAGUAUUGCAGCUUUAUUACAACAGAUGAUUCUCUGGAAAUGGGCUUUCAGAUCUGAAAUCAAAUAUAAUUAGAAGCUUUCAUCUCUUGCAGAAAAUCCACACUGAUUUUCAUCUUUCUCUCUUGAACAAAAGCAAUAUGCAAUUUUCUUUUAAAAUAAGCUUUAAUGUUCAACUUUGGAAAAAUUACAGUUCAAAUGUCUUUAGCUAAUUUAAAACCUAGCUUCUUUCUAUUGACAACUACUGUGUGUUUAAGGAAACUAAACCUGUAACAGAGAAAAAUUAUUCAUCUAAAAGAUGGAUAUCAACUGUGGAAAAACACUGAGUUUGGUAAUUUCGUUGGUUUUUUACAUUUGGUAACUGAAAACAGAAGAAGCUAUACAGAGCAGGCGUGCACAUACACCUGUUUAUUUCUUGCAUUUGACCUUCCUUUCAUACUUCUCUUUGCAAUCUGCACUGUACACUCUAUUAAGCCACAGUUCUGCAAACACAGAAGUGAAUCCACAGCCACAUCUGCAGAUUGGCUUUCAGCUCAACAUUCUCUUUUCAGGGAGGGUAAUGGAGCUGACACUGGGGGCAGGCACUGUGCAUACUUGUGCUUUUAUAUGGUACUCAGCUUAAUGAGGUUCUAAUCCUGAUGAACCAUCUGGAUGCAGUUAAAGUAUGAAAUAAUUAAUAAUGGAAUUCCAUUAAAUUGCUUCCCUGUUCUCCUUAAAUGACUUCUCAGAAGACUGUCCAGUUAGAGAAAUCAAAGUCCUAAGAAUCUUUUUGCAUUACAUGCAACAAAAGUCCUUUCUCUAUUGCACAGUAAAGUUUGAAUACAUACUUUUCUGUGCCAUACUUCAUACGCAUACUUCAAUAACUCAAACUUCAAUAUCUGGAGAGGCUGACUGUAACUAAGUAACUAGAUUCAUUUAACAAGGACACUGAUGCUCAAAAUAGGGUUUGUAUACUUAAAGAUGAUGACUGUUAACUGGACUGGAGUGUAUUCUGGUGAACCUGAACAGAGGUCCACAUGCCCAAACUGGGAUUCAGCCCAAUUACCCAGGUAGUCCAUCAUACUUUGUAUUUAUGCACUCGAGUGACAGUGACUACUCUUUCUCAGCUCCUGCUGAACUUAGUGUGAGUGCUAUCAGAUGCACAUUUAUAAAGACCACUUUAUUUAAGUGUCUGGACAGAAAGACUUGUUACUGGAGUAAAAAUUUUGGCUCAUGUACCUUAAAUGUAUAAAACACUUUUGAUACUGAUCUCACCAACUUACUUUAAUCUACAAUAUCCUCACCUAUGCAAUCCUUAUGUCAGAAUUUUUUCAAUUUUCUUACAGUUGUGCUUAAUAAUUUUCAUUCUUCACUUAUUUUUUUUAAUAACUCUCUUUCAAGUGUGGCAUGACAUCCUGCCAGUAAAGUUAUAUCAGUGUGCUUAAGAUCAAUACAGAUAGGACACACCCCGUGUACAUACCAGAUCCAGAGUAGGCAGUGUAAGAACUUCUUGUGACUUUCACACAAUGAGGUAAUAUCCACAAAUAAAAGACCCACUUCUAAGUCAAACUUCCUGCCUGUAACAAAAUCUCCUGUAUCUGUAGAGGAAAUAAAAACCUUCAAUCUCUAUUUUCUGGAUUAUGUUCUAGUAACCAAGAUUAAUCCAAUAUAGGUAUAAUGGGAUGCAUAUGAAGAGAAGUUUGAGUCACUAACUGUAGUCCAUGGCUUUAUGGUCCUAGAAUAUUUUGAUCACUCAGUCCUGUGGAGAGGAGGGAAGGGUGUUAAGCUCUCGAACUGAAUGCUUGCAUGUUUCCCACCCGCUUGCUUUCCAGACUUAGAUAACGAGCUGGGGCCUAAGUAAUCCUACUUUGAAAUGAUUUCUUGUCAACAUGGUGUUCUGUUUCCAGAAUAUCUGUAUGGUUGCAUAGUCCCACAACCUUUCUUCCCCUUACUACAUACUGAAGGUUCUUAGUUGAUUUCUGUAUGACAGAAAAUAAUAAAUCCUAUGUGUAAGUUAAA
Messenger RNA from Parus major (Great Tit), 12736 nucleotides. It is a transcript of the gene BTBD8, whose product is annotated as BTB domain containing 8. The record is from RefSeq and is a predicted model, not a curated record. Gene Ontology annotation, molecular function: protein binding. Lineage: Eukaryota; Metazoa; Chordata; Aves; Passeriformes; Paridae. The transcript is spliced from 18 exons. The coding region runs from base 1 to 5292 and encodes 1763 amino acids.